This is a messenger RNA of Myotis davidii, 2566 nucleotides long. RefSeq names its product collapsin response mediator protein 1 (gene CRMP1). Gene Ontology annotation, cellular component: cytosol; cytoplasm. Bases 1 to 1686 code for a protein of 561 amino acids. Gene Ontology annotation, molecular function: hydrolase activity, acting on carbon-nitrogen (but not peptide) bonds, in cyclic amides. NCBI's taxonomy places the organism in Eukaryota, Metazoa, Chordata, Mammalia, Chiroptera, Vespertilionidae. The transcript has 14 exons. The record is from RefSeq and is a predicted model, not a curated record.
AUGAAGUGUGAUGACUGUAAUGGGCUCUUUGCUCCUUUUUGUGGGGCUAAGUCCUACUCAUUCUUCAAGUUCAAAAGUGACCGGCUCCUCAUCAAAGGUGGACGGAUCAUCAAUGAUGACCAGUCCUUCUAUGCCGACGUCUACCUGGAAGACGGGCUUAUAAAACAAAUAGGAGAGAACUUAAUCGUUCCUGGUGGAGUGAAGACCAUCGAGGCCAACGGGCGGAUGGUGAUUCCCGGGGGCAUCGACGUCAACACGUACCUGCAGAAGCCGUCCCAGGGGAUGACCGCCGCAGAUGACUUCUUCCAAGGGACCAGGGCAGCACUGGCGGGCGGGACCACGAUGAUCAUUGACCAUGUGGUCCCUGAACCUGGGUCCAGCCUGCUGACCGCCUUCGAGAAGUGGCAUGAAGCAGCUGACACCAAAUCCUGCUGCGACUACUCCCUCCACGUGGACAUCACAGGCUGGUCCGAUGGCGUUCGGGAGGAGCUGGAGGUGCUGGUGCAGGACAAAGGCGUCAAUUCCUUCCAGGUCUACAUGGCCUACAAGGACCGCUACCAGAUGUCCGACAGCCAGCUCUAUGAAGCCUUCAGCUUCCUCAAGGGGCUGGGAGCUGUGAGCCUGGUCCACGCGGAGAACGGAGACUUGAUAGCUCAGGAACAGAAGCGGAUCUUGGAGAUGGGCAUCACCGGGCCCGAGGGCCACGUGCUGAGCAGGCCCGAGGAGCUGGAGGCCGAGGCCGUGUUCCGGGCCAUCACCAUCGCCGGCCGGAUCAACUGCCCCGUGUACAUCACCAAGGUGAUGAGCAAGAGUGCGGCCGACAUCAUCGCCCUGGCCAGGAAGAGAGGUGCGCCUGUGCCGGCCUCCGCGGCGGCUCUGACCAAGGCAGGGGGUGGCCGGCGGGUUCAAGCCCCACCCGCUUUCGUUCCUCCCAGCGGGGACCUGCAGGUCACGGGCAGCGGCCACUGUCCCUACAGCACCGCCCAGAAGGCGGUGGGCAAGGACAACUUCACCCUCAUCCCCGAGGGCGUCAACGGCAUCGAGGAGCGGAUGACCGUCGUCUGGGACAAGGCGGUGGCCACAGGCAAAAUGGACGAGAACCAGUUUGUGGCGGUCACCAGCACCAACGCGGCCAAGAUCUUCAACCUGUACCCCCGGAAAGGGCGGAUCGCCGUGGGCUCGGACGCCGACGUGGUCAUCUGGGACCCCGACAGGGUGAAAACCAUCACGGCCAAGAGCCACAAGUCGGCCGUGGAGUACAACAUCUUCGAGGGCAUGGAGUGCCACGGCUCCCCGCUGGUGGUCAUCAGCCAGGGCAAGAUCGUCUUCGAGGACGGCACCAUCAGCGUCAGCAAGGGCAUGGGCCGCUUCAUCCCCCGGAAGCCUUUCCCAGAGCACCUCUACCAGCGCGUCAGGAUCAGGAGCAAGGUCUCUGGAUUGCAAGGGGUCCCCAGGGGCAUGUACGACGGUCCCGUGUACGAGGUGCCAGCCACGCCCAAAUAUGCAACUCCCGCUCCUUCUGCCAAAUCCUCGCCUUCCAAACACCAGCCUCCGCCCUUCAGGAACCUGCACCAGUCCAACUUCAGCCUGUCCGGUGCCCAGACAGAUGACAACAACCCCAGGCGCACGGGCCACCGCAUCGUGGCGCCCCCUGGUGGCCGCUGCAACAUCACCAGCCUCGGUUGACCACAGAGGAGCGGAUGCGCUGGAGUGGAGGAUUCUGGGAAAAUCAUGUCCAUUCCUUGCCCCGUCGGUGUGUUCCAAGCCCAGUGUUUCAUUUGGUCCUGACGGGGGACACAUCGGAUGAUGCUCUUUCCUUUUGCUGACGUUUAGGAAGACGUGGUACUAGUGUGGUCUGUUUGCUUGGAAAUCCCUCGCCCCGCAGGUGUGUGUCCAGCCGUCUGUACCGCCCCUCCCACCUCUGUCCCGGCUCACGGUCCCCGAGUGGUUCCCUUGCACCCUCGUAGCUGUUCUAGGGUAGUUGAUGCAUGUUGCUAAGUUACGUAUGCAAGUCUGUGCGAGCGUCUAACGGCACACGAGGACCAACCGGACACAAGGCCCGGCCUCGGGCCCUCAGGGUCCCAAACUCCACGCGAAGGUGUUUACUCAUCGCCCCCACCUCAGUGGGCACAAGAGGAGCCCACGCCCCCUGACCCCCGGGACCUGUGAGCUCUCGGAAGGCGGGGAGCUUUGAGCAACGUCUGCCAUUCACGUCCCGUGUCCCGGCCUCCGUGGCGCGUGCCCCUGGCCCUGACGCCUUUCGGUCCGCGUGUCUGUCCUCCCAGCCAGCUCUGGGCGUCGGGCCGCGCCGGACUCACCCUUAGAACGGGGUCCCUCGUCUCCAUGCAGGGCCGACAACCGUGGGGGAUGCUGCUUCCGGCUGCCCGUGUCCUUGUCCCUCUGAGGAGGCUGAUGGGGCAGCCAGAUUUUUAACGUUUUGUACAGAGUUUUCCUUUGUAAUCACCCCCAUUUUUACUUAAUAACCGACUUAUCGUGGCUCUUAUUUCUGAAUUCAAAGCUUGUGGAAAAUAAAAGGAACGGCCCUGGCCUGCCUGGGGUGUCGUCA